Toxoplasma gondii ME49 is the source of this 1504-nucleotide messenger RNA. RefSeq names its product Cg8 family protein. Lineage: Eukaryota; Apicomplexa; Conoidasida; Eucoccidiorida; Sarcocystidae. The coding region runs from base 201 to 815 and encodes 204 amino acids. The transcript is spliced from 4 exons. The record is from RefSeq and is a predicted model, not a curated record.
AGGCGUUUGUACGAACAACUAAAACGUUAUCCGUCACUUUAGUCGAUCGGUCUUUUUGUAUCGUACUCGGAAAGGUUUUGCGUAAACAACGCCUUUCUUGUGGUGCAUUUUCGCGAACCGGGGCUACGGAGUCGGGUUGCCUGGACUGGCUACCAAAACAAUUUCGGUGUUUCAUGACGGCGACAGUAAAAUAAGUAACAAUGUUGCCUGCUAGCUUGCUAGGUCGGGCGUCUUCUUUUGCGCCCUCGGUGCGUUAUGGGUUCCUCUCGGGGGCGAAGAGGCAAAUCGCGAACCUGCCGUACCACUCCCAGGUUCCGUCGCCUCCACCAAGAGAGUACAAUCCCGACGGAUCACCCAAGGUUUACCGCCUUAAUCAGAUCAGUUACGACCACAAUUACGAUUGGGAAAGAUGGUCGUUUCUUCCCGUCGGCGUUUUCCACACUGCCUACCGCGGAGUCUUUGCAAGAGACUCCAGACCUCUCCAGGCCUUCCUUCUUCAGUACCACACCGCUGUAAUCGCCGUCCCAAUUUUCCUUCUGAUCACAUUUACAACAUUCGCCGUGUGUAGCGUUGGCACAUAUGGCAUCCGGCCGAAGCGAUUCACAAUCGAAUGGAUGGAAGCGAGCAAGGAGCGUGACCGCGCGGAGAACUCGAAUCCCUGCACCCGCUACCUGGAUCGCAGACGCAAAGAGCGCGGUCCUAACUGGAUUGUGGAGGACUUCCUCCCCACGCACCCGUUCUUCGUUAACAUGGGCCGGUUCCACUCGGACACGGAGUACGGCAAGUGGAAGGCCUCGAUGGAACGUGAAGAAUAGACGGUGCCUUUUUGACUGCGCAGUAUAGAGUUUUCAAGAACACGAGCGGAAAAGAAAUUCGAUUGUGCCUCAGCAGUCGGCAAACAAUGUCACGAACCGAAGGAUUCGUCUUUGUCGCAAAGGCGCGAUUGACUUUUGUCCGAAAGGUCUCCGCCGGAAGCCGGGGCCCGUAAAUGCUACAUGUGCGUAUUUGUGUACAUAUGUAUGUAUGCAUAUGCUGUAUGCAUGUGAACAAAGUGGAAGGAGGGCGUCAUUGUGGCUGUCUCUUUAUGAAAGCUUUCUACUUUGUCAUAAGCGGACCACGAGCGACGAAAACGAUGGGGAACAACUCCGCCAAAAACACUGUCAUUGAAACAAAAAGCACAACAAAAAGAGGCGAAACAAUUCUGGUUCUGGUCUAUUUCCACGACGGAAGGAAUUUCAGUUUUCCAGCGCUGACUGGAAAAGGAUCUUGCGUAGAAUCUGAAAACUCAGACGCGUCAUUGGCAAGUCGCACUUUCUCAUUUCCGGUUUUAAGGCCUGGAAAACAUUCUUUUGCUCUGCGUUCUUCUAAACAAGGGUAUGGCUGAGGCAUAAACACCUCCUUCGUGCACUCCGCGACAACAGCCUUGGUGCUGAAGUGGCAUGGCCUGCCUGUCUGUACCGAGAAGGUUUGAGGACCUGUGUUCUGCACACCACAAAGGACAAGC